This is a messenger RNA of Exophiala viscosa, 402 nucleotides long. RefSeq lists its product as uncharacterized. The record is from RefSeq and is a predicted model, not a curated record. The coding region runs from base 1 to 402 and encodes 133 amino acids. NCBI's taxonomy places the organism in Eukaryota, Fungi, Ascomycota, Eurotiomycetes, Chaetothyriales, Herpotrichiellaceae. The transcript is spliced from 2 exons.
AUGGAUAAAGCCAACCCACCAAAGAAGCCCGCGACCACUUCCAGCUACAUCUCCUCAUCUGGUCAUGUUCUUGAUACACCCCCUGUUUCCGCCCGCAUCUCCCGCCUAGGCGACAACAUCUACAACUUUCUCGGCCUGUACUUCGUGUCUCUGUUCAGCCUUGACCCCUAUACCGCAGCGCAAAACAGUCGAUUCAACUCGCGCGGACGACCAAAUGCCUACCAGGAGCGUGCGAGGUGGGGAGGAGCGAACCGCGCAGGGGGAGUCGGUGCAGGGCCGGGCGGAAGUGGACCUUCAGGAGGAAGAGGCGGCGGUGGCAGCGGGUUUGGAGGUAGUGGAUCAGGAAGGAGGAUGGGUGGGGUCGACGAUGUCAGAGCGCCAGAGUGCGGAAGCUGUGGUUAA